GCUCGUCGAGUGUGGAAUGUCGUCUCUGUAGUCGGCUGUCGUCUCGUCGAGGAGUGAUGCGGCUUGGCCGCUGAUCGUGCGGAUACGGUGUGUUUGUGUGUUUCGUGCCGUGGUUUUCCCGGCGUGGUGGAGUGUGUGGUACAAGAUGCCGCAUGGCGGCGGCGGUGACGAUCUCGCCUCUUCGGACGAGAUUAAAGUGUUCAAAGACGAAGGCGAAGAAGAGAAACGCUCGUCGGAAAACUUGACAGACCUCAAGUCGAGCCUGGUCACUGAAGGGGAGGAGGUAAGGCAACGCGGACCCGUCUGGUGUUGGAGGCGCCAUGGCACGCCGCUGCCUUUGCAGGAUAAAGUGGGCGGACUGCCAGGGCAAACUACUGGAGGCUACCCGUCGCCAAAGCCAAGGUCCGAGGCCCUCGGAUCAAUCUUCGGGAAGUCCUUCGAACCUAUCCCUUCACCCUUUGGAUAUGCAUUUCCACACUACCCCAACGGGGCUCUUGGUGCCGCCGUCUCAAUGGCGAGCAAAGCUGUUCCUCCUCACCCGGGAUCUCCCUUGGGUUUCAUGGUCUACAACGAACCCUUCUCUCAACCUCCGCCAGCACACAUGGGCAUUCCCCCUGUCCACAUCGACCCAAAGACCGGUGAGAACCCUCACUACUCCACUGCCACCCUGCUAGAACACGCAAGUGGAACAACCCUGCCAAUGUGGAUCCACCGGCCCUCGGUCUACCCUCUCCCACCACCGGCGCAAUACCCUCACCCCGUCUUCUCACACGACUUUGCGCAGCAACUACAGUGGCAUUCUGCGGCGGCAGCUGGGAUGUAUUCGAUGCCACCGAUGAGCUCUGCAGGUUUCCGAAGUGCUGGAGGCUAUCCGCCUCCACUGCAUAGGCUCACACCUCCUCUCCUGUCUGCGGGCAUGGUACCUCAUGGUCUGCAUCCCGCGCUGGUGCCAUCCACCACAAAACAAGAUCUCUCAUCUCCCAUUCCAGACACAAGGCAUUGCCCUCCCAUGUACACCGGGGAGCAGAAACCGAUCCUGGGAAAAACGGGGCCACGUCUGGACAACCACAACGGUGGUCUCACCAAUGGGACAUCUCAAAAUGGCUCGGUGGGUGGAGAGCCCCAGCAUGUACACAGCAAUGGGAACAUGCAGCACAAUGGGAGCAAGGAGCCCAAGAAGAACAACAAGAGCCUGAACCAUGUCAAGAAGCCCCUCAAUGCCUUCAUGCUUUACAUGAAAGAAAUGAGGGCGAAAGUCGUGGCCGAGUGCACGCUAAAGGAGAGCGCAGCUAUCAACCAAAUUCUCGGAAGAAGGUGGCACAGUCUAUCUCGAGAAGAACAAUCGAAGUAUUACGAAAUGGCCCGUAAGGAACGGCAGCUGCACAUGCAGCUGCAUCCAGGGUGGACGGCCAGGGACAACUACGCCGUCAACAGCAAGCGGAAGAAACGCAAGAAGGAUAAGGCACAGGAUGGAGACAGCAACAACCCCAAGAAAUGCAGGGCAAGGUAUGGCUUGGAUCAGCAAAGUAGCUGGUGUAAGCCUUGCCGGCGGAAGAAGAAGUGCAUCCGCUAUCAGGAUGGCCUCGACAACACCGAGAGCGAAGACAACAUGGGUUCCGUGGAAGCGCCUACGCCCGAGUCGCAUUCAAGCCAUGGUGGAGGAGACGCGACGACCACAAGUAGCGGCAGCCCGUGCACAAGCUUAGGCACACCCGAAGACCCCCUUCAUGGAGCCCCCGAGCUGAGCCUAUCCAGUCCCCAGCCUCUGCGGGUGCCCUCCGUGAAGGCCGAGUGCUGCGCGGGGCUCAAACAACACCACCCGCUCAGCAUUCAGCACCUUACGGGUCAACCACUGUGCAAACGCGAGCCCGAUGACUGUGUCAUCCUCACCCCACCUUCCACGGACUCUUCGACAACAGCCAUUGUGCCGCCACUGCUCACAGUUACAUAGUUUUACGUCGCGUCUCCACCAGGGUUCAUGGGUUACUGUUUUCCCCCAUUUAGAGUGUCAUGCAGCUGUAUAUCAUGCUCCUUGGACCGCCCGACAAUUGAGUGUGCUGUUGAAGCGAGACUUCUCACCACAGUUUGUCGGUUUUCCACACGGUCAUCUCCAAGGCAGCUGUCACACGACCCUUGUUGCUGCAACAACACGUGCCAAUCGGUUGUCCGCUUGCCGCGGCGGCGCUGCUGCUGUGGCACCAUUUAUUUCCUGAAACGGCUUCCGCGAUUAUGGAAACACAAGCCAACAACAACCUCCCUAGUGGAACACUACUACGUUGCCGGAACGUUGCUGCAGUGUUUCCUUCAAACGUUAUCGGAACGUUGCUGAUGUCCUCCUCCUGUCAGAUACGUUCUGACAGUGUUACCAGAAAGCGUUGCUGCAAUACAGUGAUUUGUCCAAACCCCCUGCACACCCCUUAACAUCUUCCCCCUCCCUCACCAUCUGCAGGGGUGCUCUUCUUAUUCUGGCACAGACACGUGUCUGCAAUGGUGAAUAAACCAGUUAUAACGUAACUGUGCUUAUACCCUAUGCAUGGCAGUCGAGUGACCAUCACAUUCAGCUGCAAAGUGGGACGUUCAAACAACGUUAGACAGGAACAUUCCUCGAACGUGGCUCGUUCACGUUGUGGUACAUUGCUGAAUGGGUAGGGCCCACUUUUGACAGCACUGCAGCAACAUUGCCAACUGUUUACAAAUUGCAUUGCACAUCAGACAACAUUGCUUCAACGUUGCGGCAACAACGUGUGCUACUAGGGGGUCAAUAGCAACGGCUGACUGCCGACACAUGGGCAAAGGCUUAUGUACCGCCCUCAGGAAGCGCGCGUGGAGCACUGUUCCCCUAUUGGAGCAGUGUUCCACUGGAACUUUUUGACCUCUGUACAUAUGAUGGUUGUACCAAGUUGACUGUGGUAUCCAGAGUGCGUAACAGUGUUUACCGACAAAGUUGUAUCCAUGUUGUACAUAGUUAUGGGAUGCGCAAAACCGAAAGCAGUUCUCAUUGUACAGCUACUGCCAAACCAUCACAUCUUUUCUGUUGUUACGUCUAAUUGUUACCCCACUGGUGGGUCUGGCUGUUCCCUUGUUCACUCAUGUGUGUGUCCUACUACUUCUGUAUGCAACACGAUAGGUACAAGAAUCAGGACCGCUCAUAAGAUUAGGGAGUUUACGACCGUAAUUCUCUUUGCGCAGAGGUCGCCAUGCUGCACCGUUUUUUUGGUGCAGCGGAAAAGGCGGUCAUUCAGCGGGGUGCUCAUAGCGUUUGUUUGACCAGUAGCAACUGCGCGCCGUCUCCUUUCACGGUUAUCCCUUUGUUUAUCUCCCCCAGGAGAACUUGGCAGCAGCUGCAGCAAUUUUUUUAACCUGCUGCGAGGCUAGAGAUGACUUGACUCAAAAUGCUGCUAUUUAGUCGUUAGUCUUCCACAUGACAAACAGUAUUGCGGUAAACAUUUUUCAAUCUACGUGCAGCUAGUUUUGAGAAGAACUCUGUUAGAAAGCUGGACAAUAAGGAUGUGGAUUGCUGCUGCUGCUGUUCACACAAAAGCUGUGUGUCGCCUACCCUGUAUGCACUGCACCGUAGACCGCAGGGGAGCACCCGAUUGCUUUGCCAGAUCGCUGCGAGAAUAACCCAGCAGCGGGGCUGUCUGCUCAUGAGAUAGGGCCCUGUGUUUUAGGGUUUUACAUCUUUUUUUUUUGUAAAUUGUAAGCUUUUUUUACUUUUUAAUUAAAAAAAAAUUUUAAAAAAAAAUUUUGUAUUUAAAAAAAAAUUUGUAAUCUUUUUUAAAAAUUUUUGUGAAUUUUUAAAUUUUUUUAAUUGUAAAAACCUCGUCUUACACCAGGAGCUGCGAAAUAAGGUGAUCUUGGUUGGGAGAGCAGAUUUUUUUAGAGGAACAUACAAAAAGGAGCACUUCUCGCAUUUGAGAUGAACACGAGCGGCCGUGCUAAAUGUGCAGCACCUGGGGGUUCAAAAUGCGUCUCGCUGGGUGCGGCUCUCAAACACAGGGUUCUAUGCAUUCAGUGUUGCUAACUGUGGGCGCAUUUGCUUCUCGGCUAGGAACCGUGGCCGUGUGAACGUCGGGGGGGAAUCAGCUCAGAUAUGGAAAUCGACUCAGUCACAAGCAUCUUUUCACAGUCAUUGAUUGUUCUCCCUCUUGAUCUCAGUCAUAAAAUAGAGGGGCAGGAAUAGGGUCCCCAAAUAGUCCAAUGUCCACCGGGUCUUGACUGCGUUGAGCGUAGUGUAUCAUGUUUUGGUUAGCCAUCACUUUUACUGUGGGUGUCUGCAUUAUUUUCCUUUGUUUUUAGAUGUGAUUUUAUAGAGCAGUUGCUUUUAAUAGACUGAACACUGACGAGGGUGUGUUUUUUAGCAGACACAAACACUGUAUAGUUCCAAUAAAAAACAAAAAGUAAAAAGAAAAUGUAGGAAUGGACAGUAUGGACGGAGUCGAAGGGAAAAAAAAAAAGCGAGAGCGUACGUCUCAGUAGAGUCUUGCUGCAAUGACGUCAUUUCGUAACAAAUUUUCGGGAAAACAAAAACUCAGAUUUUUCUAAGAGUAAGGUACUUCAGAAUCAUGGUGUUUGUAUGUAGGAUUUUAUACCUAUAACUAUAUUGUUGCAAUAAUUUGACCUCAUCUCAUUAUGCAAACGGAACAUCAUUACGACAUGAAUAUAAUUUUUGUUGCACCAAAUCAAAAUGUUUUUCUUUUUUUCGUCCAAGAAAAAGUAUUGAGACUAUUUUCCAACGUAUUUUUCUGCUGUGGGAUAAGCUCUGAUUUUUGAGUAUGUGCAAUUGAGAGUGCUGUAAUUAGUGUGCAAGAAAUAAUUCUGUUCUCGUCACUUCUGAAACCAAGAGACCAGCAAUUUGUGUUUUAUUUGAGCAUUUUUGUGCAAUGUUGCACUUGUUUUCAUACACACAUCUGUAGUAUUUUAUUUUGUGAUCAUCCAUUUCAUGUGUCGAAGAAGUCGGUGUCGUUUCAUUUGUGCCAGCAUUCUCAUGUCAAGACUCCUAUGUCAUAAAUCAUGUGUUCGGACUGGGCAGCGGGCAUGCACCAUCGAAGUAACCACCUGUCAACCAUUUACGAUACAUUACGAACGUGAGCUGUUUUUUGACAACUCUGUAGAUGGAAAAAGCACCCAUGGCAAGCAGUGAAAUUGCACUCUUCUCGAAACAUGACACCCAUCUCUUAAAUGGCGUUGCCAUAUUAAAAUUAUAGAAUAUAAAAAAAUUGAAGUAAUACUAAUACUUUACGAAUACUUUAGGAAUGAAUACUUUUAAUGACCUAAAAGGCACCUGAAAUACGAUCAAAAGUAAACGAGACUUUUGUAAUUUCACCUUGCUUGCUCUCAUUGCCGCAAAUUAAUUUGCGGCGUGAUCAGUCAUGUUUCUUUUUCUUUUCUUUUUUUUUCUCAUUUUACACUCAGCAGCAGAAGAUCAUAACACCUGCCUUUCCACCACAUAAGCUCUCAAAUAUGGAAGCAUUAGCGUCGGCAUGCCAGGCCCCACUUGCCUGGUACACAAAACUGAUGGCAAACAUUGCCAGAUCCCCCACUCCCUCCCAUUGUGUAAGUGCAUGUGUGUUUGCACAUUUUGGAGAACCUUGCAGCCACCAGUAGUGGUGGAAACCAAUCUGCAUCAUGUGUGAUGAACAACUUUAUUUAAUGAUGAUUGAGAAGUUUCACUGAAGUGUGCCAAGCACCCAAUCCGAACACAUUUUGCAACAGAACUCACGACGACAAUGCCGACCUUGAUGUUUUCUGGGUUAGUCUUGGCCAUAAGGAGGCACUGUUCUGUAUAAAAUAAAGAUGUACAGUUUUCCUGAAA
Ornithodoros turicata is the source of this 5815-nucleotide messenger RNA. RefSeq names its product protein pangolin, isoforms A/H/I/S-like. The record is from RefSeq and is a predicted model, not a curated record. Gene Ontology annotation, cellular component: beta-catenin-TCF complex; chromatin. Gene Ontology annotation, molecular function: DNA-binding transcription factor activity, RNA polymerase II-specific; RNA polymerase II cis-regulatory region sequence-specific DNA binding. Gene Ontology annotation, biological process: regulation of transcription by RNA polymerase II; canonical Wnt signaling pathway. Bases 146 to 1951 code for a protein of 601 amino acids. Lineage: Eukaryota; Metazoa; Arthropoda; Arachnida; Ixodida; Argasidae. The transcript has 9 exons.